UUGUGGGAUUGGUUUCCGCACGAGUCGCUGGUGUGGUUGCACAGGUACAUCAGCAGUGUGAAGUGUGAACUGAGGUUACAGGACCACAGAGUGCGGGCAUGUAUCCUUCUGCGUGUGGCACUGUAUUGCAGCUGUGCAGACAAGGGAGCAGGAGUUGCCCACCAUGGAUAUGGAGGCGAGAGAGUCACUGGCAAACAUCUAUGUUGGGCCUGCGUGGGGCUCUACCAAUGAGAGCAGAGCCUAGAAAAAAGAAGAAGGUGGAUCCAAAAAGGGAGCAAGCAGUGAGGGAGCGUCUGAAGAAGAAGCUGAAGAAAUUGGAAAGAAUUCCCCCUCAACUCAUCCCUAUUGAGGAUUUUGUGAGCCCAGCCAAGUUUCUUGAUGAAAACAGAAUUAGGAUCCCCCCACAGCUUUCUGAGGAAGAACAGGAAAGGAGGGCUCUGCUGAUGAAGGCCUGGGCUCUGAACAAGCAGCAUGAAUAUGAAGCCGAGCAGAAAGCACUGGAAUCUCUUCUUGAUGCCCAACAAAAGGCUCUUCAAGAGUUACGGUUGGAGUCUGAGGAGCUUUAUAAUGCUGCUGUGCGCUGUGAUCCAGCACUGCUCCCGCUGGAAAAUCAAGGACCUUGUCAUACUCCCCCCAUAACCCAGUAUAACGCUCCAGAGGGGAAGUAUAAUGACAUUACAAAAGUGUACACACAAUGAAAGUGUGCUAUGGACUGUUAUUUCAUGACUGCUGGCAGCAGUUCCCUUAUUAAGCUACACUGAAUUAAGGGCAGUAUCCUGCUAUAUAAGGUUUUCAAUAAUGUCUUCAGAAACGUAAACAAUUUAAUGUGUAAUGUUUUAUUUAAAAUAGUUAUGUUUAAUGCCUUUAAUUGCAACAUAACUGAGAACCAGUGCUGUGCAAAAGACAGCAAAUAUGUGUUUUGUAUUUUAUUUUUUGCUGGUAGUAAAGUAAUACACAGACCGCAUUAUUACACACUCACAGAUUUUUAUUUGAAAUAAAUGGUAUCUGAUUUCAAACUUUUA
Bombina bombina (fire-bellied toad) is the source of this 1022-nucleotide messenger RNA. RefSeq names its product mitochondrial ribosomal protein L40 (gene MRPL40). Gene Ontology annotation, cellular component: mitochondrial large ribosomal subunit; mitochondrial ribosome. The record is from RefSeq and is a predicted model, not a curated record. The coding region runs from base 99 to 698 and encodes 199 amino acids. The transcript has 4 exons. Lineage: Eukaryota; Metazoa; Chordata; Amphibia; Anura; Bombinatoridae.